Messenger RNA from Betta splendens (Siamese fighting fish), 3268 nucleotides. It is a transcript of the gene ushbp1, whose product is annotated as Usher syndrome 1C binding protein 1. Bases 150 to 2246 code for a protein of 698 amino acids. The transcript is spliced from 14 exons. Lineage: Eukaryota; Metazoa; Chordata; Actinopteri; Anabantiformes; Osphronemidae. The record is from RefSeq and is a predicted model, not a curated record.
GUAGCCACAUACACGGUGAGCAGAACAUUCCAGGGAGCUGACUGACUACUGGAAAUUUUAUAACUCUAAAUAGUUAGUUUAGAAGAAAACAUCUCAUCGACAAAUGUAUAAACUCAACAGGAAGUGAAUCCCUGCCGCAGUAGGGAAGUAUGGAGGAUUCCAGCCGGGUCAGAUGUGACAGCCUGGAUGCUAGGUCAGAGUGUGACAAGGUGGUAAUUGACCAUGCGACCUUUGACCUCGAGGGCUCUGACCCUUCAGCGAGCCUGGAGCCUUCACCAGCAGAACUGGCACAGUGUGAAGCUGAAGUGGGGACGCUGCUUAGCAUCAUUGCUGAACUGAACAAGAAGAUGGGGUCACUAAAGGCACCAAGUGAAUGUGAUAAUGUGAGAUCGCCGGGACCAGCCAGGCCUCUGUUUCCUGACCUGCUGUCCCAUAGACUGGUCAAAAAAAGCCCAGAGAGACACAUUUCUACUGCUGCUAAACCUCCACUAGGUGACCAUGGGGGCAGUGGAGUCUGGAGUAAACUGCAGAGGGUCUUAUCAUCAGUGGAGGACUCCAUCAGCUGUAGAAGGACCUGGGCUUCCCCCAUAAGAGCCACUGACCAAGACAAGCACAAAGAGCAUCUGAGAGCAGCUCAGGAGAGCUGGGUCAAAGCCACCCAGAUUUUGGAGGAGAUGGAGACAGAGUUUGGGAUUUCAUGCCCACCGAGCCUCCCCAAGGAUCAGCGCCUGGAGGAGAUGCUCAAUGCGGACAAACAGGACUCUGCUCUCAGAAGCAACGAGCAGAGUCGUCAAGAGGAGAUGGAGAAAGCAACAAGCACCAUCACUCAGAAAGAAGAGGAGCAAAACAAGCUGGUGGGUGUCCAGCGGUCCUGGAGGUCAAGCAGCCGUUCUCCAUCCUACCGCUCCACCGCUCGGAGCCUCAGUCCAGACUGGUCCUCUCCUUCGUACCCCGGCUCCCCUUUACUACACAGGAGACGAGCCCGGACCGUGACACCCCUGUGUGCUGGAGACGGCUCUGCACUGGGCUCUGGACACCUGGGCAGCCCGUGUCCCAGCCCCAGCUCCAUCAGCCUGGAGUCUGAAUCAGAACGACUGAAUAGAUACGUCGAGAGGCUGAAGGCCAGAAACGAACGUCUCACUGCGGCGCUGGAGCGAAGGAAGUUGGAGUCGGAGCAGAUCAGUAUCACUCUGACCAGACUGGAGACCGACUGCUCUGCCCUGCAGUUGGCCCUCAGCUACUGUGAGGAGUGUGAGGAGGCCUACGGUGAGCUACUGUCGCUCUAUGAGGCCAAGAGGAAGCAAGGCAUUCCUCCACAGAUCGACUCAGCAGAGGCAGUUGGUGACAGGGAGCCGCCCGACGGCCUGUCAUCUCAGCUCAGGAAGAUGGGGACCGAAGAGCUGUCCACCUCCUUCUCAACAGCAGGGGUCACAGAGGAGACCGAAAUCCAGAGCCACACAGGCCAGAGAACACCUGAGCUGAACGAUCGAGAGACUGUUCUCCGGCAGCGAAUUGAGCACCUAAAGAGGGACCGUGCUGCCAUUUGUCUGCCCAAGCCGAGGCCGGGGGUGAAGGGUGAAACGAGCCUCGACGCAGGUCACCCGGUUGGAUCAAGAGCGGGACAUGGGACUAAAGAUGUCACCAAACCCCCGGAGGCCAGGAAGGAGAAGGCCUCCGUCUUCUAUGAGCUCAUCUCCGUCAGGGAGGAGAUGUCAGAUCUUCGCGCUUUAAUCCGCCUCAAGGAGAAAGAGCUGAGGUGUCUGGAGUGGAGCUUGAUGGCGCAGAGGGCCCAAGAAGCCGCCGGAAUUUUCGUCCCGGAAAGCGUUGCCGAGGACCUGGAUCACAGAGCCGAGCAACAGAGGCUCUGUGAGACCACAGCUAAACUGUGCAGCGACGCGGACACGGCUGAUCCUCGAACAAGGCCCAUCCUGAAAGAGCUGCACGCCAUCCUGCAGAGAGAACAAGCCCUGAAAAAGAGACUGGCGUUGGUGCACGACUCGCUGAACUCCGCUCUCUCGGACGGCGCCGCCCACAGGAGGGACGGCGGCGAGCACAUCGCGAGGCUCACGCAGGCGCACAGCAAAGCGCUGGCGUCGUACCGGCAGAUCCGCCGGAAGUACCGGGAGCAGGUGUGGAGGCUGGAGCAGAAGGUGGCGGCCAUGAUGGGGAGUCACCGCAGGCCGAGCGAGGCGGCGACGGCUGCGGGCGAAGACGCGGAGUGGAGGCGCGAAGAGACGGUUCUGUGAUUGAUGGACGCGAUCAGCAUCUGUCACUGUGUGCGUUACGUGCAGCCAUGAAUAAAGGGGAUGUAGAGUCAUGCUUCACUUUUUAAAUAACAGAAUCCAUUCCUUUCCAGCCAUUUGUGGCACUCGAAAGGCGCUCAUUGGCUAACUGAGAGUAAACGGGGGCAGAACGUGGAGAGGGCGCUCACUUUCCUGCUACGAGACCCCAGUGAACUAAACAAAAUUCCGAGGCUCAACUUGUGCGACAGGACUCGCACAUUCCUCGCCUCAGAGAAACAGCUGCCACGCGGUCACGGACGCCGGCGGCCGACGGAAGAACUGAGCCCACUGUGUGAGGAGCUGACCCCUCGGGAGCACAUGUGCUCUUUCCCAUGCAGCCCCACUUCACGGAGCCUCUGCCAGACACCCGCGCUGCCGUGACACAGCUCCCGGAGGACGGGGCUGGAGGCCGCAACAAUGGCCGACAUUCACACAGUACAGUCAGCGUGCAGGCGGAACGUUUGUCACAGCUCUGGGUGUUUUAUGAGUGAGUGCAGCUAAACCAGUAAAUCACAUGUUAUACAGUAUAUUAGUGACCCUUUUGUAGGGAAACAAAUGGUCGCGGGUGCACAAGGAGAGACAAUGAAGCACCCAACCAACAUGCUCGACGGUCUGUGGUGAAAUGCUCACGUUCUUCAGCUGCUCUGAAAUAAACUCAUUGUUGGACAACGUGAGACAGACACAUUAAACGAUGCAGUGGGUUUUUUCCAGGAAAAGGACGACAUCUGCUACGAACGUUGAGAAAAAAUAAGAAAACCUUUUACCUCCUGAAAACCUCUUAAAGAUGCACUCAGCUCCUGAGCUGGACUUUGAGUUGUGUUCAGGUGAGAAUGUUCCAUCUGAAGGAAAAAACACCAUCUAUGCGUCACAUUAAAGAAGCAUUUGAAAAACAUCAGACACAAUGAACAUUCUGUGCAGUCGCUUCCGGUCUUUUAUGUGUUCAUUUUGUGUGUGAAAAUAUAUGUAAAUAAAUUGACUCAAAAUUA